This is a messenger RNA of Hipposideros armiger (great roundleaf bat), 3838 nucleotides long. RefSeq names its product pleckstrin homology domain containing M3 (gene PLEKHM3). The transcript is spliced from 7 exons. The coding region runs from base 415 to 2538 and encodes 707 amino acids. The record is from RefSeq and is a predicted model, not a curated record. NCBI's taxonomy places the organism in Eukaryota, Metazoa, Chordata, Mammalia, Chiroptera, Hipposideridae.
GAGGUCUGCGGCUAGACCGGCUGUCAGGGUGAGGCGGCCGGGUUCCCGAAGCCUAGCCCCAGCCAGGAGUAGACUGCAGGCCUCGCAGGUGAAAGCAAAGAAGCAGCCGCGGCCAGGAAAUUAAGGAUUGCUGUGGCAUUGCUUUGACAAGCACUUCCUGUUGUCUUUACAGAGAUCUCACUGAAGAAUAAUCGCAAUACCUUUGUUAAGGGCCAUUAUCAGCUAGCAAGUGCUUUUAAUGACUGGGAAAACAUCAGCUGCCCUAUGCUCAUCCUGCUCCAGGCAGCUCAAUGAAGGCUCCUUUCAGCUGUUCCCAGAACCCUGUUGCCCAAAGCGCCUCUCUCUGUUGGGUGAAAGCUCAUGAAGCUCUUUCCUGAACCAUAUUAGGAGGCUCAGGCCUCCUGAGGCUGCAACAUGGAAGCUUUGGAAGUGGAUGAUAUCAGCCCGGCCUUGGAAGUCACUGAGGAUUUCUUCAGUACGUUUGAUAGUAAGCUAGAGAAGCCUGUGCAGCAAGCAGAGGUGUAUGGGAUCCAGGAAGUCCCUGAGCUGGUGGGGCGCGAGGUACUGAGUAACCUAACAGACAAUGGUGCUAUCAGAAAUGUUGCCUCUCUGGGCAACGGGGGUGUGAUUUGGGAUCACUAUAAGACCAGGCUCUUAGAAACCAAAGCUCAAAAUGUCUUUCCUGCCAAAGAACAGUUUAUGGUCCAGAAAGGGACAACCCCAGGUAAUCUUUCUUGGAUGGAACAAAAGGAAGUGUCCACCUUUAAUUUUUUCAAUGUCUGUCAGCGUCGCAAGGACAGGCCUCGUUCUGUGAAUGACUUAUUGGAUGAGACGUCUACUUUUAAGCCAGGGCAUGCUCGAUCAAGGUCAGAUAUUACUCAAGUGGACUGGAGGGUGAUCCUCAAAACCACGCCUUUGCAGCAGCAGCAACAGCAGCAACAGCAGCAACAGCAGCAGCAGCAGCAACAGCAGCAGCCCCCGCCCCCGCCGCCACCGCUGCCAUCUCUUCAGGGCCCUCACUUCACCAGGCCAUCUUUUCUGUUAUCCUCCCCAAAUAAGGUAGAAGAUGCUCAAGGAAAUACUGAACACAAGCAGGCAUUCCCAAACAUUCUGAAGAAGGGUUACCUGGAGAUUAGAAAGGACCAUGACAGUUACUGGCAAAGCUGCUAUGCGGAACUCUCCCCCUAUAACCUGUACUUCUACAGCCUAGACAGCAGCGGGAAUCAAAGCCUCUAUGCCACGUACCAGCUUUCACACUUCCAGAGCAUAUCCGUUCUGGGGAACCUCGAGGCUCGGCUAGUGGAUACCGUUCUGUAUGACAACACUCAGCUACAGCUAAAGGCGGAGUCACCAUGGGAGGCUUUGGACUGGGGGCAGAAGCUCUGGGAAGUCGUGCACGCCGCCGUGCCUGCUUACGUGGGACGGCCGGAUGAGCUGGCAAACUCGCCAGGCCUUGUUUAUCAUGUGGACUGUACGCAGAAUCAUUGUUUACUGAAGAAAUCUAGUGAGCUGCUCGCACCAUCCCCUGCCUCGGAUAGCCCCAAACGGUACCAUGACAUCCUCAGGUCAGGGACGCUGUACAGGCUGACUGUGCAGAACAACUGGAAGGCAUUUACGUUUGUGCUGAGCAGGGCCUACCUCAUGGCCUUUCAGCCCGGCAAGCUGGAUGAGGACCCCCUGCUCAGCUACAAUGUGGACGUGUGUCUGGCUGUCCAGAUGGACAACCUGGACGCCUGUGACUCUUGCUUUCAAGUCAUUUUUCCCCAAGAUGUUCUCCGCCUCCGUGCUGAGACCCGGCAGAGGGCUCAGGAGUGGAUGGAGGCUCUGAAAACAGCUGCCAAUGUGGCGAGGAGUUCAGAGCAAAACCUGCAGGUCACACUGAGGAGCAAGUCCAAGGACCAGACAGGCGGGCAUGAACUCAGGAAGAACAAACGUCAGUCCGUGACCACUAGCUUCCUCAGCAUCCUGACCACUUUGUCUUUGGAACGAGGACUCACUGCUCAGAGUUUCAAAUGUGCAGGAUGCCAGCGAUCCAUAGGCCUUUCCAAUGGGAAAGCCAAGGUGUGCAAUUACAGUGGGUGGUAUUACUGCAGCAGCUGCCAUGUUGACGACAGUUUUCUCAUCCCAGCACGCAUAGUCCACAACUGGGAUACUGCAAAAUAUAAGGUGUCUAAGCAGGCCAAAGAGUUUCUGGAGUACGUGUACGAAGAGCCCCUGAUUGACAUCCAGCAGGAGAACCCCAUGCUCUACCGACACGCCGAGCCGCUGGCCGCGGUGGUGCGGCUGCGGCAGCGGCUCAAAUCGCUGCGAGCCUAUUUGUUCAGCUGCAGGGCAGCAGUGGCCGAGGAUCUGCGCCGCAGAAUUUUCCCCAGAGAAUACCUCCUUCAACAGAUCCACCUGUAUUCCCUCGCUGAUCUACAGCAGACCCAGACCAGAUGCAAGCUCAGUCAAGGAAGGGGACCGGAGGUUUUACUGCAUUGCAUCCGACCUUAUUCUGCUCUUUUUGGUCUCUCAAGUACUCAAGCUAAGCCUUCUUAAAGAAAUAGGUCAUAGGGAAAAGGUGCAAAGAAAAAUGAAAAGAGGUGACCUAAUUCCAGUUCCAGGAUCUGGAACAUUCUAUUGCUUAUCGACAUAAUAAGAGUACAGUAAAGGAGAUUUUUUUUUUAAAUGUCCUUGACAGUGUGGGAGGAAGAAGAGAAGUAGGAAAGGAUAGGUAACAUUUUAAAGAAAGACUAGUUAAUGUUUGAUGCAGAAUUCAAUAGAAAAGUUGAGAGACCUGCCUGAAAGAGCAAAGCAAAUGAGGACGAUAACUUGGCCUAAUCAGAAGAAGCCUGGCAAUGAAGAGGCCUAUAGAGAAAAGGGAGGCAAGUUACAAGUGGGGGAUCUUUGUGGCAAAAAGGGAACGCUGAAAUGCUCAACCUGGGACGGUGGAGGAAGAAACAACCAAAGUUGAGUGGUGAGGAAGGGAAGGCAAUCAAGAUAUUACCAAGAAGCAUGUCACAGAGAUGGAAGAAGCUGUCGUACAGUGAACGGACAGGGACGGAAGAAAACAGAUAUUCUUAAAAUCAAGGUCCUUCUGAAUGAGGUCACCACCAAGGCAGACCCAGUACAGGGUCCCGAAGUUGCUUUAAGUUUCCAAUAUGACCUUAUCUUGUAGUUUAAUAAACUAAGUAUGUACUUGUCCACUAGCUCUUGCCCUAACCUUGACCACGAUCUACUAAAUUAAUACCCUCUCUUUCUACUUGCCUGUCCUGGCAGCGCUGUUGUUCUCUCUGCACUAAAUAUAGUUCCAGGGACAAAAAGGAUGAAACACAUGAAAGGCGACAGCUUAGGAUAUGUUAAUAUAUGUCUUUCUUGUUCAGGACCAACUAAUCCAUCUCAGGAGCCCCCUAGAACUACUGCUUUUUGAUGUUAGCUUAUUUAUUUGAUGAUUUAGUGAUGAGUAAGUCCUUCAUCACUGUAUUUCAUAAUACGAAGUAAAUCAUAGCAUGGGUAGCCAUUCUGAGGGUUAAAUCUGACGUUAAUGCUAUUGUUUAUUCUUAACAGAGGGAACAUUGGUUUCAUAAUUAAAAACCUGAAUGUAUUUAGAUGGCCUUGUUUAUCUAAAGAGUGACUAGCAGCUAAGAUCCGGAAAGCGGUUCUCUAUGGUGUGACCUUUUUCUAUCAAACACAUGGUGUGCUAUGCCAUAAAAGCAAACAUGUAUCAUUGAGACUUGUUCUUGACCAAGAAAAUGGGACAUGGAAGGAAACUUAAACCAAUGAACAAUAAACUGCCUUAGAUGCACAUGUAUUAAGUUAUUCAUUUUAACUCAAAUUAGCAAAGGAAUUUUCAUGAUUA